AUGUCGACCCUCAACCAAGAGCAAAUAAAAGUCCUUGAACAAUCCCGUCAACGACUAGUCCAAUUAACCCGCUCCCUGGGUUCCCUAAUCGCAAGCCUAAACCAAAGCGACCCUCUCCCGCAAUGGUCCUCCCUCCAAUCUCAAGCAAGCAUCAUCUCCAAUAACCUCAUCAGCGUCUCAGAGCACCUCUCCGACCACCGCGACCUCCUCUCAACCCUAGUAGCCUACCCAGGCCCAGAAUACCCCGGCCGCACGCAAUCAAACACCCUCGAACAACUCCUCCGAACAAAACUCGACCCCCGCGUCGAAGACUGGGUCGCGCGCGGCCGGGUCGCCGGUACAGAUCCCGCAGCUCCUGGAUUCUCAGAGGGAAAGCCACUUACCGAGAAGGAACUUGGUGAGCUCUGGGAAUGGGCGCCGUUUGAGGCGAAUCAGGAAGCGCGGCGGAGGAACUGGGGAGGAAAUUUCACGCUCGAGGAGCGAGAUGCCCCUGGGGGUGUUCAGGCUGUUGUUACGGGGUUGAAGAGGACUUUGGAGGAUGAUGAGGGGGAUUCAGAAGAGGAGGAUGAGGAUGAGAGUGAGGGGGAAGAUGAGAUUGUUGGGGUUCAUCGGAAGUCUGGGGGUGGGCCGGGGUUAGAGUUUGAUAUUGCGGUUCAUCAUGCGCAUGCUGCUGUGCCUGUUGUUCCUUUGGGGGAUAUCUUGAGGUAUAUGACUACUGGGCGGAUGCCGUAG
Molecule: messenger RNA, 732 nt
Organism: Penicillium odoratum
Lineage: Eukaryota; Fungi; Ascomycota; Eurotiomycetes; Eurotiales; Aspergillaceae
Gene: med8
Product: RNA polymerase II mediator complex subunit MED8
Exons: 2
Coding region: 1-732 (243 amino acids)
Biological process (GO): regulation of transcription by RNA polymerase II
Cellular component (GO): core mediator complex; mediator complex
Molecular function (GO): RNA polymerase II cis-regulatory region sequence-specific DNA binding; transcription coregulator activity
Source: RefSeq, a predicted model, not a curated record